CUCAAGGUUGUUUCUAGUACUACUCGGUACUUAAACCUUUCGUCACAUGGUUCUGUUUAAAUUGUUACCCUGACAGGUUAAUUAUAUUCAGCUUUCAACUAUUUCGACAUCGAAAACGUUUAGAUUUCAUAUUUAUCAUUUCGUGUUUUGAGUGAAUUCUAUGUCAGAAGUCAAAUUCACUAAUGAUGACCAAGAUGGUGUUCCUUGUCCAGAUUCUAUUCCUUUGACAGUUGAUAAAAUAACAAAAAGUAUAAUUCAUAAUCUUAAAACACAAUGUUCAAAAAUUCUUUCUGGAAGCUGGUCUGAUACAAAUAAUUUCUGUGUUGAACUAUCUAAGAGUUGUGGACUAAGUAAUUACUUAUAUAUUGGUUAUUUAAAUGAUGAUAUUAUUUCAUCGGAAAAUGAACCACGUAAAGUAUUGAUUCGAGUAUAUGGUGAAGUAUUAAGAAGUUGUACAGAUUCGAUUAUUUCGGAUUCUGUUAAUUUUGCAUUGCUUUCGGAAAAAAGAAUUGGACCUAAACUUCAUGGUGUAUUUUCUGGUGGACGAAUUGAAGAAUUUAUUGAGUCCAGACCUUUAACUACACAAGAACUUCCAUUGAUUAUAGAAGUAGCAGCUCGACAUAUGGCUUCGUUUCAUAAAUUAUGCAUGCCAUUUUCAAAAACUCCAUCAUUCAUCAUUAAAAUGUUUGAUAAAUAUCUUAGUCAAUUAACUAGUACACCUGAACAUUUACAUCGUCCAUCUCCAAAUUUUUCUUCAACUACUUUAUCUGAAUUAGCAUUAGAAGGUUUUUCUUUUGCGAAUGAUGGACAUAUAUUAACAGAACCAUCGUAUGAAGAGGCAAGACACAUGGUAUAUGAUUUAUCUCUUAUAGAAGAGUAUAAUUGGAUAAAAGAAAAAUUUCAAGUUCGCUAUGCUGAUUUAUUUCCAAUUGUAUUUUGUCAUAAUGAUUUCCAAGAAACAUGUGUUAAACACUAUACAUCUAUGAAAUCUAAUGACACUAAUGACUAUUGUUUAGUCAAAGUAAGACCAACAAAACCAUUUCAACUUGUUACGCUAUUGUUUUUAUGUCACAAGAUGAUGAUUACAUGA
Molecule: messenger RNA, 1090 nt
Organism: Schistosoma turkestanicum
Lineage: Eukaryota; Metazoa; Platyhelminthes; Trematoda; Strigeidida; Schistosomatidae
Source: the annotation of a GenBank genome assembly